Messenger RNA from Carya illinoinensis, 1050 nucleotides. Its product is annotated as protein FAR1-RELATED SEQUENCE 4-like. Gene Ontology annotation, biological process: regulation of DNA-templated transcription. The coding region runs from base 1 to 1050 and encodes 349 amino acids. The transcript has a single exon. The record is from RefSeq and is a predicted model, not a curated record. NCBI's taxonomy places the organism in Eukaryota, Viridiplantae, Streptophyta, Magnoliopsida, Fagales, Juglandaceae.
AUGAGCAAGAGCUUUAACCCACUUGUUGAAGGAGAGGGGGUCGAGAAUCUUUCAUCUGCAGAGAAAGAUCACCCCAAUUUUAUUGAUGAGGAAAGAUAUCUUCAGCUUGGCAAAGGAGGUGGUGCAGCACUUUGUAAGUUUUUACAAAGAAUGCAAGGAAUGAGUAAUGGAUUUUAUUCUGUGAUAAAUUUUAAUCCUGAUAAUAGGUUGAGAAAAUACCAAUUGUUCUUUUUGGGGAUAAGUAGGGCAGCAUAUAAAAGUUUUUGGGAUGUCGUUACAUUUGACAUAACAUACUUGACUAAUAGACACAAAAUACCAAUUGUUGUUUUUAUGGGUGUGAAUCAUCAUGGUCAAUCAAUAUUUUUUGGAGCAGGCUUAAUAUCAAGUCAGGAUGCAUACACAUUUGUAUGGUUAUUUCAAAUAUUUUUGGAAUGCAUGAAUGGCCAAACUCUGAGUGCAAUUGUGACAGAUCAAGAUAAGGCUAUAAAAAGUGCAGUUGCAAUAGUUUUUCCAAGAAUCCGAUAUAGAUUUUGUCUAUGGCGCAUUAUGAGAAAACUCCCAGAAAAGCUUGGAUCGCAUGCACAAUACACUUGUGGCUUAAAAAGUGUCAUACAAAACUGUCUAUAUGAUUCUCAAACUUGUGAUGAAUUUGAGAAGAGUUGGCAAAUGCUACUUGAUAUUUAUAAUCUUCAUGACAAUGCAUGGUUACGUGGUUUAUAUAGUGAAUGGACUUAUUGGGUACCGGCAUAUUUGAAGGAUAUAUUUUGGGCUAGAAUGAGUAUUACACGAAAGAGUGAGAAUGUGAAUACAUAUUUUGAUGGUUUUCUGCACUCAAAGACCACAGUGAAGGAUUUUUUUGACCAAUUUGACAGCAUUUUGAGAAGAAAGAUUGAUAAUGAGGAUAAAGCUGAUUUCAAUUCUUUUAAUAGCAUGAUUUCAUGUAUAUCUCCUUCUCUUAUUAAGAAAAAAUUUCAAGAGAUGUACACCAUUGCAAAGUUCAAAGAAGUCCAACAAGAGUUUGUGGGGAUGAUAUCUUGCAAUUGUUCAUAA